Poecilia latipinna (sailfin molly) is the source of this 3359-nucleotide messenger RNA. RefSeq names its product myotubularin related protein 2 (gene mtmr2). Gene Ontology annotation, cellular component: membrane; cytoplasm. The coding region runs from base 187 to 2142 and encodes 651 amino acids. Lineage: Eukaryota; Metazoa; Chordata; Actinopteri; Cyprinodontiformes; Poeciliidae. Gene Ontology annotation, molecular function: phosphatidylinositol-3-phosphate phosphatase activity; phosphatidylinositol-3,5-bisphosphate 3-phosphatase activity. The transcript is spliced from 17 exons. The record is from RefSeq and is a predicted model, not a curated record. Gene Ontology annotation, biological process: phosphatidylinositol dephosphorylation.
UCACAAUGUCCUGCUUGUGACAGGGAUUGGGAGGCUUCUGGGAAAAAAUGGCAGCUUCCUUUUGUUUGUGAGGAUUCGCUAUGCUGGGAGUAAGCAUUUAAAAGCGGUGUUCAGCGGAAACUCCAGUCUACAUCACGUUUUCGGAGCUCGUCCUGCCCUUUACUUAGACUUUUGAAGCAGGAGAAGAUGGAGAAGAGCGGCAGCGUCGAUAGUUUGGGCUCGAAACCCUCUUCCCGACAGCCAAGUGUUGAUUCAUUGUCCAGCACUUCCACCUCUCGCUCCGACCGCUCCGCCCAGGCCAAACCUCCAUCUGUUUUGUCCUCCGACUCUGUGUCGACAUCUGCAGAGUUUUCCCCUGAGCUCCGGGUGAAGCCCAAAGCCACUGCCAAGAAGGCACAUAGGGACUCAGAUAAAGAAGAACCACAGUUGCUUCCGAACGAAACUGUGCAAGAUAUGGCACCUGACAUUACCUACUUCUGUCCUUUCACUGGAGCACUGAGGGGAACAGUGAUGGUCACCAACUACAGGCUUUUCUUUAAGUCCAUGGACAAGGAUCCGGCGUUUAUGCUGGAUUUGCCUCUCGGAGUUGUAAGUCGAGUGGAAAAAAUUGGAAAUACUUCGAGCCGUGCUGACUCAUCAUAUGGAGUAGUUUGCAAGGACAUGCGCAUUCUGCGAUUUUCACACAAGCAGGUGGAUGACACUCUCAAGAAGUCAAUUUUUGAAGUUCUCAUGAAAUUUGCAUUUCCUGUUUCCAACGGACUGCAAAUCUUUGCCUUUGAAUACGGGCAAGUUUUUCCUGAAAACGGAUGGAAGGUGUACGAUCCCAUAUCGGAGUAUAAAAGACAGGGUAUACCCAAUGAAAGCUGGAGGAUAACGAAGGUAAACGACCACUUUGAGCUCUGCGACACAUACCCAUCCACUCUGGUGGUUCCGGUCAACAUACCAGACGAAGAGCUGAAGAGAGUGGCAGCUUUUAGAGCGAAAGGCAGGAUACCUGUGCUGUCAUGGAUCCACCCGGAGAGCCAGGCCACAGUGACGCGCUGCAGCCAGCCGACGGUCGGAGUGAACGGGAAGCGCAGCAAGGAGGAUGAGAAAUACCUGCAGGCGAUCAUGGAUGCCAAUGCUCAGUCCCAUAAGCUUUUCAUUUUCGAUGCCAGACCGAGCGUCAACGCCGCUGCCAACAAGAUGAAAGGCGGUGGAUAUGAAAGUGAGGACGCAUAUCAGAACGCCGAGCUCGUGUUCUUGGACAUCCACAACAUCCACGUCAUGCGGGAGUCGCUGCGCAAACUCAAAGACUUAGUUUACCCCAACAUCGAGGACUCCCAUUGGCUGUCCAACCUGGAAUCCACUCACUGGCUCGAACACAUCAAGCUGAUCCUGGCCGGAGCGCUGAGGAUCGCGGACAAGGUGGAGUCUGGGAAAACGUCCGUGGUGGUCCACUGCAGCGACGGCUGGGACCGGACCGCCCAGCUCACCUCUCUGUCCCUGCUUAUGCUGGAUGGUUACUACAGAACCAUCCGCGGCUUCGAAGUGCUGCUCGAGAAAGAGUGGCUGAGUUUUGGACAUCGCUUCCAGCAGCGUAUCGGUCACGGCGAUAAAAACCACAGCGAUGCAGACCGCUCACCUGUCUUUAUCCAGUUCAUUGACUGUGUGUGGCAGUUGACUCGACAGUUUCCUGCAGCUUUUGAGUUUAACGAAUACUUCCUGGUAACAAUCCUGGAUCAUCUCUACAGCUGCCUGUUUGGGACAUUCCUGUGCAACAGUGAACAGCAAAGGUUGAAGGAAGAGAUUCCCAAGAGGACGGUCUCGGUGUGGUCCUACAUUAACAGCCAGCUGGAGGAGUUCACCAAUCCAAUGUAUGUGAACUACUCAAACCAGGUGCUGUUCCCCGUUAUCAGCUUGCGCCACCUGGAGCUUUGGUCUGGCUACUACAUCCGCUGGAACCCUCGCAUGAAACCGCAGGAACCUAUUCACCAGCGCCACAAAGAGCUGCUGGCGAAGCGAGCCGAGCUUCAGAAGAGAGUGAACGAGCUCCAGAGGGAGGUGACGAACCGCUCUGCUUCAUCGUCUUCGGAGAGGGGAGAACAUUGGAAAACUAGGAAUCAGUGUCAUAACUGGAUCCAAGAAGAGCCUCUGUGUUGAUCCGCCUCUUUAGGGGACGAAUGCACCACCACCACAACAGGCAGAGAUGUGUGACUAUUCGGGUAGAGUGUGUUUACGUUGGAGAUCACUGGACUGCAGCCAUAUAUAAAAUACUAGUCCUGUGAGGUAGGAGGGCAUGUAAAAAGAAUAAAAUAAAGAAGAACUUUAAUGCCUGUUAACCCACCCACAAUCAGUGUUUGUUUUAAUUACACUAGUUAUCAUUUUGGUUAUUUUUUUUAUGCCUUAUGCUUCAUAGGAACACUCACUCCACCACUUCAUGUUCAUUUCAAAGCACAACAGCACAAUUUGUAAACAAAUAGUGCUGCAAAAAAACCAGAAGAAAACCCAAGUGUUCUUUGAGUUUGUACAUAUGUGUUUCAACCAAUAACUAAAGAGAAAUGAUGCUAACAUUUUUAACACUUGCUUUGUCUUCAUAAAUCAAUCCUGUUGGACUGUUGCGACCAAAUAUCUGUUUUAAUUUGAGAAGGGAUACUACGUAUGACAUUCCUUUUACUGAGCAAUUCAACUUUUGUAAGUUUAAUUUCUCUAAGAAGCUAACAUUAUUUAUUAUCCUGUACUAUGGACUUGUUAUGAACUCUAAGCUUCCUCUUUCUCUUAGUCUCAUAAUCUAAUUUUUUUUGGGUGAUAUCAGUAAGUUGCAAUGGAUAUGCAAUAAUUUGGGUUUGUUUUGGUUAUUAAAUGUAGUGUAAUAAUUAGAAUCUGUGCCUUUCGUACAAAUCAAGAGUAAAAACUCAAAUGUGCACAAUGAUGAUAAAAACACUUGCAUGAAACACUAAUCAGCCUCAUGAUGUUUUCCUCAUAUGUAAGCUGUUGAAAUGUUUGGUAACUAACCUAAUAGCACUAGCAGUAAUGAUUUCUAGUUUAUAAAAAGUGCCUUUCAUGGUAAAAAAAAGAAAAAAAAAAGAAGAAAGGUUGACUCUAUUGGUGGGAACUCUGAUGUUAUGUUUCUACAUUGUAGCUUUUAAAUAUCUAAUCCCCACUAACAAACUAAUUGUUCUUUAAUUAUUAUUCCACUACAUCUUUCUCUGUGUACAUCUCUGUCACUGAUAUUGUUCCUUUAAAAUGUAGAACUAUUAGUCAUAAACUUCCACACCAUUCCUUAUGCUGUGCUCCCUACCUUUAUUCGUCUGUUUCCUGCAUUGUCAAGUGUACUGUCAGAUGUCAAACCGUAUUAAACUAUUUAAUAAAAAGGGACA